Molecule: messenger RNA, 2541 nt
Organism: Penicillium samsonianum
Lineage: Eukaryota; Fungi; Ascomycota; Eurotiomycetes; Eurotiales; Aspergillaceae
Product: putative PHD finger domain protein
Exons: 5
Coding region: 1-2541 (846 amino acids)
Biological process (GO): regulation of DNA-templated transcription
Cellular component (GO): RSF complex
Source: RefSeq, a predicted model, not a curated record
AUGGGAUCGCGAAAGCGCACCCACUCCGAGGUCGCCCCGGCGGCCGAGCAACAGGCACCAGGAGAGCCUGGUUUGCUCUCACAGCUCAGGAGCAACUGGGCAUUUGCCAGCCUCAUGCAAUACAUUGCCAUCUUUGGCCAGGUCAUGAAGAUUGACGAGGAGUUUGGGAUUGAGGACCUAGAAGUCGAAUGCCUCAAACCUGAGCCCUCUCAUAAACUACUGGAGAUUGGAUUGUGUCUCCUCAAGUGGAUUUCGUCGCAUCGCGGUCUUACAUUCGACAAUUUCGAUGAAUACACCCGACGCCAGUACAAUGCGAAAGCACCUAAUACCACUAAUCCCUUCGGCCACGAUGAAGAACCAAAUAAGUUCUUGUAUUUCGAUGUUUUCACCAAGAUCCGUGUCCUCCACCAGCUGACGAUAUGGACAUUCUGGAACGCGGACCGCAUUCGCGACAAGAUGCCCGAAAAGAAGGAAACGGAACAGACAGAAUGGCGUAUUGAAGAAUUUGGCUGGGACCGCGAGGGGCGUUCAUACUAUGUCCUAGACGACAAUCGUCUUUACCGUCGCACCGACCCACCUCCCCCUCCCCCUCCUCAUCGUCCCAAGAAGAAGGCAAAGAGCCGGUCUUCUCGAGUAUCAAGAACGUCAAAGCGUACCUCUACAGCAGCGGCGGAAGAGGGUUCCGACGAGGAGAGCAAGGAUACCAACGAUGCAAGUGCCGUCGCGGCCUUUGCUGAAGACCCUUUCAAGUGGGAGUGUGUGGCUGUCACACUUGAGGAAUACCAGGCUUUCUUGGAGACACUCCAAAAAACCAAGGACGCGGACGAGAAAUACCUGCGCGAUAGCAUUGUUGAGCAUGUCCUACCUAUCCUCGAGAAGGCAGAGGAAGCGCAGCAGCGCAAGCGCCAGAAGCGUGAAAAGGAGCUUUUGAAUCUGCAGCUUGUCGCAGGAGCGAAGAGGUCCAGUCGACUCGCCGCCAAGGAAGAAAAAGAACGGCAGGAUCGAGAUGCUGCUGAAGCCGCCCAAAAGCGUGAAAACGACCUGGCCGAGGCUCGUAAGGAGCAGGCGAGACAACACCAGCUUGAAGAAGAUCGACAGUCGCGUACAAUGACUCGUGAGCACCGCAUCAGAGACCGUGAACAGAAGCGACUGCUACACGAGGCGGAGCUAGAAAGGAUCGCGGAAGAACAAGAAAGAAUUGAUAGGGGUGAAAGCCGGGUGUCUGCCCGAAACCUCCAGGCUGACCUGGAGAAGUCCCAGAAGAACCUGGCAGGACUUACCCAAGAUGACCAGUGGGUCUUUGAUUGCUCUGGUUGUGGAGUGUAUGGCGAGAACUUGGAUGAUGGAAGUCACAGUGUUGCCUGCGAAAAAUGCAAUGUUUGGCAGCAUAGCAAGUGUCUUGGUAUUUCACAGGAAGCGGCCGAAAAGGAAAACUUUCACUUUGUCUGCAAAGACUGCAAGCAAAAAGAAGAAGACGCCAACAGGCCCAAACUUCCACCCCUUAAAUUCCGGGUCAGCGCCUCAGCAUCUCCUUCAGCUGCUCCUCCAGCCAGUAAGAAGUAUAAGUUAGAGGGUGACGAAGGCCAUGCUCCGCCCUCGCCUGUGAAGAAGUCACACCUGGCUCUAUCCAAUAUUCAAAACGAACCCUCAAGAACACAACCUACUCUACACUCGUCCGCUCUUGCUCAUGGCAACUUCUAUCCUCCUCCGUCUCCCCAGCGCCGGGUCCAUCACACAGAUCACACUCACCUUCCAUCUUCAAGCCCUCCUCGUCCACCAUUUUCUCCACCAAAGGGCAUGAAUGGCUUGCUACAUGCCACUAUGGAGCAGCACCCGCGGCCAUCCUCCUCUCAACACUCCUUUCUGCCUACACAACCAGCUCCUCAUCUUCCCCCCGUUGGAUCGUUCCCUGUGCGGCCUUCCUCUCACGCUGCCCAAAGUCCUGUCCAAAAUCAACCAUCUAUGUCACCUACACAGGGCAACCCUGAUGUUGGCCCUAUUGCAGGCUUCCCGCCUGUUGUUCCAAGCCAUACACCAUCUCCGUGGGGUUCUUUCGAGACUCCGCGUCCGCAGUCAGGUCAUGCAGCCACGCCGUCGAUGUCUAGCCACUACCCGUCUUUCUCUGCCGCGACGCCCAACGGCAACCACUCUUCACCUCCUCAAAGUUCUCACGGCAUGGCUAUGUCGGGGAUUAGCCCAACUAAGCAGUCACCUCGUCCUCUUACUGGCAGUGGCAUGGCAGGCGCACCAGUCCUGCCGCCCAUCCGCAGACUGGAGCCGAGCCCGAAGCUCAUGGGCCGUAGCUCUCCAGAUGCUCCGAUUCCCCCGCCUGUCAAGUGCAUGACUCCUGAGCAAGAGGAACGCCGACAGAGAGAGAAUGCUUCAAUGCUACACCAGGCCCACCACUACCAGGGCAAUGGCCAGCAUCUGAUGUCAUCGCCAUCGCUGAAUCGCAUUCCUCCCUUGGCCUCUGGGACCAUGUCUCAGUACCCUGACCCUGUUCCUUCGCCUCAGCGCGAAAGCAAUGGCCAAAACCAAUGA